Triticum urartu is the source of this 2104-nucleotide messenger RNA. RefSeq lists its product as uncharacterized. Gene Ontology annotation, cellular component: nucleus. Gene Ontology annotation, biological process: positive regulation of DNA-templated transcription. Gene Ontology annotation, molecular function: DNA-binding transcription factor activity; DNA binding. The record is from RefSeq and is a predicted model, not a curated record. NCBI's taxonomy places the organism in Eukaryota, Viridiplantae, Streptophyta, Magnoliopsida, Poales, Poaceae.
GGAGCUAGAGUGGUAGAGUGAGCGGGCGAGCGAGCUCGGUGCUUGGUGGAGGAGUUGGAGAUAGCGAGAGGGAGAGGGAGGGGGUGGCCGGCCGGCGCGCGCUAGUAGUAAUUGGGGCGAUAGAGACGCCGCAGCCUAGUGCCCUCGCUAUCCGUCCGUCCGUCCGUCCGUCUCCUACUGUUUUCCAAGGCGGGGAAGAGGAGAAGAAGCUCCCACCACAGCCCCCGCUCACCUGCUGCGUCAGAGAGAGAGAGAGAGAGAGAGAGAGAGAGAGAGAGAGAGAGUCGUAGCAUCAGCGCUAGUGGAGGAUUUUUAUUCUCCUUCCUUCCGUUCCCCCGGAUCGGCGGCGUAGGAUCCGCAGCCACUACCCCUCCUACUAGCUUCUAGCGGAACGCAUAGGCGGCGGCGAUUCCAGCCGGUGACAAUUUUUAAUCCCGAUCUCGCCGCGCGCGGGCGCGGAAUUCGCUGGGCAUAAGUGUGGCUUCGGGCCGGCGCUUCCCGUCCGACACCGGCGCCUUCGCGGACUGGGUCGCGUCCUCCGCCGCGGCCGCCGCCGCCGCGGGGGGCAGCAGGGGGGACGACCUCUCGCUCGGCUUCAAUGCCGGCGCCGCGGCGGCCGCGGCCGCGGCCGCCUCCGGCGCCGCGCUGGGGGCGGGGUUGUGGGGCCCGGCGUCGGCCUCCUCGUCCCCCGCCUCGCGCCAGGCGGCCCUGAACUACGGCAUGGCGGCCGGCGACGUGGGGAUGGUGGUGGUCGCCCCCGCCGCGUCGUUCCACCACACGCACCACCAUCACCACCACCACGACGCGGCCGCCGCGGCGGCUGCCUCCGACGCCAUCUUCCCGCUGCUCUCCGCGGGCCCCUGCGUGCUCGACCCCGAGGCGGCCAAGGCAGCCGCCGCCAGCGGCGGCAUCCAGUUCUGGCAGUCCGCGCAGCACCAUCAGCAGCAGCACUCGCCGUCGGGGGCGGGCGGCGGUGGCGGCAACCCUAACCCUAGCCUGGGCCCCUUCUACCUUAAGAAGCCCGUCCAGAUGCUCGACGCCGGCGGCGACGGGUCCUCCGGGUCGGGCACCACCACCUGCCAGGACUGCGGCAACCAGGCCAAGAAGGACUGCACCCACAGCCGGUGCCGCACCUGCUGCAAGAGCCGCGGCUUCGACUGCUCCACGCACGUCAAGAGCACCUGGGUCCCCGCCGCCCGCCGCCGCGAGCGCCAGCACCUCGGCGGCUCCGCCUCGUCCCCCGCCAACGCCUCCACCGCCGCCGGAUCGAAGAAGCCUCGCCUCCUCUCCUCCCAGCAGGCCACCACCUCGCACACCUCCACCUCCAACGCCACCACGCCGCGCAGCUACGACACCACCUCCAGCCAUCAAGACGCGUCGUUCAGGGGGAACCUGCCGCGGCAGGUGCGCGCGCCGGCGGUGUUCAGGUGCGUGCGCGUGACGUCCGUCGACGACGGCGAGGACGAGUACGCGUACCAGGCCACGGUGACCAUCAACGGCCACGUCUUCAAGGGCUUCCUCUACGACCAGGGCGUCGACGACGGCCGCGCUAGCAAUGACAUGGACUCGAGCACCGGCGGCGCCGUGCCCAACAUGUCCGAGCUCCACCUCGGGGGCGGCGGCGGCAAUGCCGCGAGGGGAGGUGGGGGGUCCUCCUCGAUGGCGCCCUCCGACAUGUACGGCGGCGGUGGCGCUGGAGGAGCAGGCGGAGGGGGAGGAGGCCAGCAGCACAUACUUGGCGGCGGGUCCAGCUAUGGUAACACCAUGAACUGAGCCGAGCUGCUAGAAGAGUAAGGUCACAUAGUAGAUCAUUACUACAGUACCAUUCUUUCCUUUCUUCUCUUCAUUGCUAGUAAGUACAAACCUGUCAACCCUCUCAUGGCCGGGGUGGAAUGCAAUGCAUGGUGUUCGCCAUUAAUUUGUUCAUGCUGUAUGACAUCAAGUGUUAAUCGUUCCUAGUCUAGUCCAGCCCAGUCCUCCUAGUAGCACCAGUUGCUUAAUUUUCUAGCAGUACUAAUGUACUCUUAGAGAAGAAUAAUUGUCAAUUAGGAAUGUUAAACAAGAUAAUGAAGAUCAAAUCAACAGUAGUACUUUGCACAAUGAA